Uloborus diversus is the source of this 2206-nucleotide messenger RNA. Its product is annotated as zinc finger protein 511-like. Lineage: Eukaryota; Metazoa; Arthropoda; Arachnida; Araneae; Uloboridae. The record is from RefSeq and is a predicted model, not a curated record. The transcript has a single exon. The coding region runs from base 158 to 859 and encodes 233 amino acids.
UUGAAACGUAAACAAAAAAGAAAACUUUCUGAAAUUUAUUUUUGUUAAAUUUUAAAUAAACUAAUUGCGCAAAUAUAAGUGUCAGUUCAACAAAAUCAGUAACAGAAAGAGACGAUAGUUGAACUGUUUUCUCAGAAGCCGAAUUACUUGCUAUAUCAUGGUGCAUAUUGCUAAUAAUUCCGAAUUUGCUGCAUUGUUUACCAUUCCAUUCCAGCGGCAAAAGAUUAUAUAUUCCAUUAACAAUGACUAUUUUGAAAGCAAUAAUAGACUUUGUAAGUUACGAGAAAAACAAACGGUUAUCGAUAUCGAUGAUGAAGACUUACUUCAUACACUUUAUGAUGAGUUUCCAUGUGGUGAAGUUGGAUGUCGAGCUGUUUUUAAAACAGUUCAUGAAUAUGAAAUUCAUUAUAGAAGCGCUCAUCGUCUGGUAUGCAGCGAAUGUAAAAAAACAUUUCCAUCAUAUAAUCUACUUGACAUACAUAUCCAGGAACGUCAUGAUUCUUACCACCAAACUGCUUGUGAAAAGAAUCUGGCUUCGUACUAUUGUUUAGUAGAUGGUUGCAACGAAUCUUUUGGUUCUGUCGAUCUGCGAAACAAGCAUGUUGUUGAAAUUCAUAAGUAUCCUAAAGACUUUAAAUUUCAAAAUUCUAAUGCUCUAAUGAAUAAAUUUUCUGAAAAAAUGGACACAUCCGAAAGUGAAGAACUUACUAAGCUUAGUAAAGGUACAGAUCGGAAUAAAUGCAGUGUUCCUCGAAAUAUUUGUUUUGGUCGUGGAUCCUCCCGAACGUUUCAGAGAAAAAGAGGGAGCAAGUAUCCUUCAAAAGACAUUACUAUGAAAGAAUUAGCAGAUGCUUUGUAGCUUGUUGAAUUAUUUAGUUUAUGACAUAACUUAAAAAUCAAUUAACCAAACCACUUAAAAGUACAGAAAUCUUUUCUUUUUUUUAAUGUUUUAAAUUUAGUAAACAUUAACUCACCAUGUAUGGAUCAUUACAGUUAAUUCGCAGAUCUGCAAGUACUAUAGCAAUAAACAAGUUUGAACGUUCUGAUUUAAAUCUAUUCAAGUCCAGUUUCAGGUCAAGCAAGGAGAUAGUUUGUUGAAAUAUUAAAGAAAGUCACAGUUCAUUUUUAGCUGAACUAUAAAAAAUUAACUUUAAAGUCACUAGCAUCUGUUAGCCUUAACUGGAUUAUCUAUAGCAGAUAAUCCAAUGAGACAUUGGAUUUUUGUAUCUGCUAUAUUGUUCUAAAAAAACUGUUUAACUAAGCUUACUCACUGCUUAGAACUAAUUAAAUUGGAAUUUGUUUAAAGGGCUGUUUUGGGCUCCAAAACUGCUUUUUACCAAUUGUGGUAUUUCAAAAAUGUUCAAUAAAAAAUUUGUCAUUUAUUAACAAGAAUAAAAUUUUACCUUUUUACAGUGGCAUCCAAAGCCUGGUCCCUUUCACGUUUUUCAGAUAUUUUCUUUUUUUGUGUUUACAUGCUUGAAAUAAAAAAAAAAGGAUUGUAUGUGCGGGAGAGGAAGGGGGGAGGUGUCAGGAAAUACUUUUAAAGAUGAACUUUGUUACAUUUUAUCCCUGAAAUAUGUAUCUUAAUAUCCAAAAUUUCUCAACUUUUCCUUUAAGAAAGAUUGGCGUGAAGUCGGCUGAUCACUAACACAAGACAUUCGUCGCAGGGCCUGUCCGUUUUCUCCAGAGCAUUGUUCGAAAGUAUUCACCCAAACUUCCCCGGUAGAUCGGAGACUAUAUUGUUUUCUAUGGCAGUAUUGUUUCAUGUUCUUUAUUUCGUCUGAAAAUAAAAGCCUCUCUUCGGAAUUGACCCUUCCUGCCAAAAACAUUACUGAACAUCUCAAUUUUCAUUUCCAGAUCUCGACACAAUGUGGGAGACAAAGGGACAAGGGAGAGACUGCCUGGAAACAGAACUUAUGAUCACUUUAAUGAUGCUACUAGUCUCAACUUUGGUUUUUUUUUUAAUCUCCACGUGGCGACGACUGCUAAUCUUGAUUUUUCCUUUACAUCUGCAGUUCAAAGUUGCUAUUUUGUCUACUUUUUUGUAAAAAGUUCGGGGCAAGGGAAUAACAAAAUGAAAAUCCACUAAUUUUUUAUGUGUUUGAUACAUACAAUUACUAUGAUGAUGUAAUUCAAUUAUUUUACAUAAUUUGAUUACAUUAUUUAUUGAAAUUCCCUUAAAUUAACCAUUUAGUAGGAAGAUGAU